Messenger RNA from Meleagris gallopavo (turkey), 1578 nucleotides. Lineage: Eukaryota; Metazoa; Chordata; Aves; Galliformes; Phasianidae. The record is from RefSeq and is a predicted model, not a curated record.
CAGCUGUGUCAACAACACAAAGUGGCCAUUGUUAUCAAAGGCAGAUUUGAAGUAGAGUAGACACUUUAAAUGUGGUCAUCCCAAGAAAAGAUUAAAAGCAGCACUUUCCAUGGGCUUCAAAAGUGGUCUGAUCUGUGCCUGUCAGCACAGCCUCCUGGAUUUCUUGGUUUUGUGUUGUAGUUGGGGAGAAGCAGAAGCCCAAGGAGGACAUCUCCAUGUCAGCACCCUCUCCAAGUGCUGCCAUGCUACAGUGGCACUCCUGUACCCCUUCACCUGGCAGCACACCUACAUCCCUGUGCUGCCGCCUUCCAUGAUCGACAUUGUGUGCUCGCCCACCCCGUUCCUCAUCGGCCUGCUCUCCAGCUCGCUGCCCCGCCUGAAGGAGCUCCCGGUGGAGGAGGUCCUUGUUGUUGACCUUGUGAAUAACCGGUUUCUGAGACAGAUGGAGGAUGAGGACUCCAUCCUGCCCCGAAAGCUGCAGGUCGCCUUGGAGCACAUUUUGGAGCAGAGGAACGAGCUGGCAAGCGACAAAGAGGAGGGCUCUGUGAAUGGCAAGCAGGAGACCAGCCCUUUGAACGAGGUGGUAUCCGAGGCCUUUGUCCGUUUCUUUGUGGAGAUCGUGGGCCACUACUCCCUCUUCCUGACCCCCAACGAGCGAGAGGAGCGGACUCUGCAGCGUGAGGCUUUCCGCAAGUCCGUCUCUUCCAAGAGCCUCCGGCGCUUCCUGGAGGUCUUCAUGGAGACUCAGAUGUUUGGGGGCUUCAUCCAGGAACGGGAGCUGCGGAAGCAGGGAGUCAGAGGUCUGUUUGAGGUACGGGCUCAGGAGUACCUGGAAACACUUCCCAGUGGGGAGCAGAGUGGAGUCAAUCGGUUCCUGAAAGGACUUGGCAGCAAAAUGAAAUUCCUCCACAAAAAGUAAAGAGCGAAGCACAUCCUCAUUUCACAGAAGAGAAUGGCUUUACCAUUUAACAUCAACAAAUCAGAUGUAUCCACCAUUCCUAUUUGACCUGCUCCUAAGGGCCCACAGCCUUGGGCAAGCUGCCCAAGCUGCGGCCAGGACGCACUCACACAGGACGAUGCGACAGCAGUGGAGCUGCUGGGACAGGUCUCUGGAUAUCGACAGUACUAUGCACUGGACCAAGCACUCUGAACUCUGCAUUAGCACGUUGCAGACAGCCCAGCAGAUCGGAUCCCUUAGCUAGUCAGUUCUUUGUUUUGCUGUAUUUUUCUAUUUAUAUUGGGGUUGGAACAAAUAUUAACCAAUGCCUCUCACCCUGCCUCCUCCCCGCCUGGUGCUGCAGGAUGGCGGUGGGACUGCCACAGGACUGAGCUGGCAGAGCUUGAGCACUGAGGAUGGGAGGAAUGGAGUUGUGUGGACAUGUCUCUGCAGAGCAAAGAUGCUGAGAACUGCAGGGAUGAGGUGGACUGAUGAGGAGGAGCUUCUGAGGGUGAGGGGUAACCACUAAACCUACUGAGGAUAUGAUCAGCCUGCCAGCUACCAGGCUGGCUGCAUCGGGUCCUGGCACGAGGAGAGGCUUUUCCUUACGCAGCAUAAUUAAAAGUGAGUGGUUUAAAAGG